Molecule: messenger RNA, 1358 nt
Organism: Atta colombica
Lineage: Eukaryota; Metazoa; Arthropoda; Insecta; Hymenoptera; Formicidae
Gene: Myd88
Product: myeloid differentiation primary response protein MyD88
Exons: 7
Coding region: 63-1358 (431 amino acids)
Biological process (GO): innate immune response; Toll signaling pathway; positive regulation of canonical NF-kappaB signal transduction
Cellular component (GO): plasma membrane
Molecular function (GO): TIR domain binding; Toll-like receptor binding
Source: RefSeq, a predicted model, not a curated record
CAAUAGAUAAUAUCUCUAUAAAUAUUUGUUUAAAUAAAAAAAAGAGAUAAAAAGAAGUAAAAAUGACGAUUGAUUUGUCGACUGUACCGCUUGUUGCAGCCACUGUCGCAAGCAGACAAGUUAUCGCAACAAUGUUAAAUCCUGUGAAGGUUUUACCAAGUGAUAAUGGUUUGCCAAGGGAUUGGAGAGGCUUGGCGCAUCAAUUAGAAUUCAGCUCAAAAUUCGUGUCAAUGCUUGUGUCACAUUCUGAUCCAACAAUGCGUAUAUUCACAGAGUUGACAGACAAAAAUAAAAAAGAUUUUACAAUAAAAGAUUUUCAAGCAAUGAUGGAACAGAUGGAUAGAUGGGAUGUUAUUGAUGACACUGAAGCUUUGUUCCAAAGUGAUGCUGAGAGAUAUUUGGAGCAUCAGCAAAGAGCUCAAAUGUCAGCAGAUCCGAUCGACGAAUGUACCGAUAAAAAAAUACUUACUUUAGAUGAUAUUCACAGAUUAAAGCAAGGUUUAGCGUUGCAAUAUUACGAUGCAUUUCUUUUAUAUGCAGAAGAGGAUAUUGUUUUUGUAAAACAGAUGAUUGAGAAGCUUGAAAUACAAUUUAAGCUAAAACUGUGUUUGAAAGAUCGAGAUUUGGUAGCUGGUUUAGAAUUCGAACAUGAAGCAGUAAUGGAGUUAAUAUCGGAACGAUGUAAUAGAUUACUCAUUAUAGUAUCACCAAAUUUAAUGAAACACUCAGCAAACAAAUUUUUUUUAAACUAUACUCAAGCUUUAAGUAUCGAGAAACGACAAAGAAAAAUUAUACCAUGUAUAUACAAAAGCUGUGAAUUGCCAUUUCAACUGAAAUAUAUAUUUAAUUUAGAUUAUAAUCGUAAAGAAUUAUUUGAUUUUUGGGGCAGAUUACGUGAUUCUAUACAAACUUCGAAUUCUACUGUUACAAGCAGUUCAAUUCAAAUAGGAAAUAGUAGUAUAAUGCAAGAGACUACAGAAAUAAAGAAAACUUUCUCCGAUAAAUACAUUGACGAAUCUUACAUUACUCAAAAAACAAAUGAAGCAUUAAAAUUUCAACAACAGAAGAGUGAAAAUUGUAAGGAUGAAAUUAUUGCAAAAGCAAUAAGUGAUAUAGAAACUUUAAAUGUUAAUAAUAAAACGAACAAGACAUUAUUACGAUGGGAAAAAAUUACUUCAAAUUUGAAGAUGAAGCAAACUAAGAAAAGCGAUCAGUUAACUACAGAAGCAAUUGUUCAAAAUCUGCCAUCGGUAGAUAACUUAGACAGCUUAGAUUUAUCAAAUACUCACAUAUAUAAGAAAAAGAAGAAAAAUUUAUUUAGCAAGUUUACAAAGAAAAAAAUUUCCGUGAAGACUUGA